This is a messenger RNA of Ostertagia ostertagi, 375 nucleotides long. Lineage: Eukaryota; Metazoa; Nematoda; Chromadorea; Rhabditida; Trichostrongylidae. The record is from the annotation of a GenBank genome assembly.
AUGUCAGGUGAUCAGAUGCCAUUACUACCUGGUUCACCACGCUAUGAUCCUAUGAUUGGGCCUUUUGCUCAGCAUAUCUCCUUAGCAAAACCGACGGCGAAUGGCGAUGUGGACGACAAGCGCUUGAAAAUUCCCAAAGGGUGUGAUAUCUGCUGGACACAAAUUUCUGUCUCUGGUCCAAGCCAAAAACCGACAACAUUUCGAGAGAAGUUUCUCUCCCGUCGCUCUCAGAAGCGUUGCGAGAUCCUUCAUAAAGUGGAGCAGGAAAGACAUCGCUUGCUGAACGUACUCACAUCAAGAAACCUUUCCGGAUUGGACGUUAGCGGCUUCGUGACCGUGGACGGAAGCUGUGUAAGCAAAUGGAGGAUGAAAGAG